Spirometra erinaceieuropaei is the source of this 678-nucleotide messenger RNA. Lineage: Eukaryota; Metazoa; Platyhelminthes; Cestoda; Diphyllobothriidea; Diphyllobothriidae. The record is from the annotation of a GenBank genome assembly.
AUGGAGAAACGUUUACAUCGUCAGCUAAAGACCGCCCAGCGUGCCGUAGAAGACCCAGGAAACUGGUCGGACAACCUUCCUCUUGCACUCGUCGGCAUCCGCACAGCUUUGAAGUCGGAUCUGGGCUGUGGCGCAGCUGAAUUGGUUUUCGGCACUACCCUCCGACUGCCAGGCGAGAUGAUCCCCCUAACCUCUCGUGGGACCGACGAGACUCCUGACAAUGUUGUGCACCGUUUGGGGCAAUUUGUGCGCUCGCUUUCCCCUGUUCCACCUCGAGCUCCAAUGACUGAGUCUUAUGUCGAAAAAGACUUGGACAACUGUACUCAUGUGUUCGUCCGGUGUUACCGGGUGCGCCAGUCGCUGAAAUAACCAUACGAAGGACCGUUCCGCGUGCUCCAGCGCAACGCCAAGACCUGCCGGCUUCUUCGCGGUGACAAGGAGGACGUGGUCAGUUUCGAUCGGGUCAGGGCCGCUGUUGCAGAGGAGCCGCCGGACCUGGAACAAAGACAAAAUAUGCUGAUCCCCUUAUUCCUUUUCCUCUAUCUUCCCUAUCCUCUGUUCAGUCACCCUGCCUACUGCCUCGCCCUUCCCCUCCCUUGCUCUCUGCCCCUCCGUCCGGCAUACUUCCUCUCCCUACAUGUCAACAGCAUCCAACUGCAACAUCAUCGUCCACCAUAG